Molecule: messenger RNA, 4685 nt
Organism: Diaporthe batatas
Lineage: Eukaryota; Fungi; Ascomycota; Sordariomycetes; Diaporthales; Diaporthaceae
Exons: 3
Coding region: 689-3982 (1097 amino acids)
Molecular function (GO): ATP-dependent chromatin remodeler activity; ATP binding
Source: RefSeq, a predicted model, not a curated record
UCGCGAUUUCCUCUUUCUUGUCUCUCAUCAGGGCUGAUGCGGACGACCAUUGUAGAUAGAGCUGUCGACUCAUCGGAUAUCCCCCCCUUCCCCCUUCGCAUCGUCCGUCCGUUGGCUUCGAAAUGAAUGCUCCGUCUUGGGCUCGCUGACGCAUCCACCGUGCUUCUCCCUACGUAAUUUUUUCCCCUUCAUCUCUUCAUUGCUGGCAGCGGCAGUCACUCGCUUCAGGGUCCUUCUGCCUUGCGCCGCACUGCUGGUGCAGCACGGCACAAUCGCAAGCAGCCAUACCUGAGGGACUUCACAUCCAAACCGUAAGGCUCGCUUCAUUUUAGACGGCCUCGCGCCUCGUCUGCCCCUCUCGACCUCUGCUGGCUCUUUUCUCUUUUAUUCCCUCCCUCGCGUGCGGGCCUUUGGUUUGAUGGGGCAGUUUUGCAUCGAGGUCGCUUUCCUAGAUCCCCAACAAGAGGCAAGACGCAAGCCUGUCGCCCGCCGUGACAAAUCCUCCGUGACCCCCACGUCGAGAACCAACAUACCAUAAGCCCUCGACUACCUCUCCGCCCUGCCUUGUGAUGACGGGUCCGGCCUUCAACUUCUUAAUUUGAUCCCCAACCCGUGCACCCACCCUCCUGGGAAGGUGUCACUGUCACCGCCCUGGACGUACGACUCCAAGGCCAGGUCCAGUGUCAUCAUGGCCUCGAGAAACCACCUCCCAAAUGGCCAACCCACCACCCCCCAGUUGCAGUCUUGGGACGCUGCUGCUUUGCUGAACCCAAAGGCGGCCGUCUCGGCCCAGCAGGCCGGGCCUUCCUCGCUACCCUCUCGGCCGCCCUCGAAUGGGCCUCACACUGCCAAUAACCAUGCGCCCCAGGUCUCAUUUCAGUUCUCGACCCCCGACGCUACCGAAAACUUCCAUUCACAUCCUCCUCGACCAUCCAUGACCCCAGACGGCACAGCAACCCCACGACAGUCGACUCCGAACGGUAUGAGCUCCAUGAGCUCCAUGAUAGAGCGCAUGAAUAAUGUGCAAGAUCGUAGUACCGUGCCGGUGGCGAAGCGACGCAGGAUUGGCGAGGACCACGCGUCCAGGAAUGGCUUCCACGGCAAUGGCGGCAGUGGCAUAUUAUCUGGCUACGUGAAGCAGAAACAACAAGAGGGCCAAGCCACUCCUUCCGUCACACCGCGUUCACAAAGCACUGUUGAUCUAACUGGGGGGGACGACGAUGACGAACUUGUCGAGGUCAAAGACCCCAGAGAACAAGAAGUUUGCUACGGUAUGGUUGGGGGAGCCUUGGUUAAUUGCCACAUCGUUCCCUCGCCAAAGCCGGGGUCCCGAACCUUUGCGCCUGGUAGCUGGCCUCAAGUCAAGGUCGUCCUGAGGAGGAUUACGGGGGACAGAUCCAAGACUAUCGAGGUAUACGAUCAUACAAGGACGACCAUUGGGAAAUUGGACGACAGGACUGCCCACGGGCUCGCCCCGCUCCUCGAUGCGAACGUGCUCGCCCUUCGAACUGAUGUCAUGAUCGGCAUACGACGACGUCUUCCUGGAGAGGAGGCUGGUCAGCCUAUAUCUAAGUCGUAUCCUCUCCAACUGAUGGUGUACGGGAAGUUCAAAUACGCGAAAACCGUCGGUUCAAACCUUGAAAAGGCAGGCUUGAACCUUCUGAGCCCUACGAGGGUCGACCAAGGUGUUCGAGUCUUCAACCCUCUGGCCAAGGAGAAUCGACCUGCCGCAGCUCCUAGAACCUACGCAAACCCCGCACCCCCUCCUGUUGCGCGAACCGAAGAAGAGAUCCGAUCCGAUGUGCUCAGCGUCUUUGAUUCAUUGAAGGAAACAGAGGACCUGCCCGAGCAGGAGCCAGACGACCGCAUACUGACUCCGCUUCUGAAGCACCAGAAGCAGGCUCUACAAUUCAUGACCGGGCGAGAGGACACGUCGAACAUGGUGGAUGAGCUGUGGCAGAAGCGGACUGACGCCCGCGGGCAGCUCACAUACUACAACGUCAUCACCAACGAGCAAUCCCGCCGGGCACCCGUCAAGGCCCUAGGGGGCAUUCUUGCGGAUAUGAUGGGCCUGGGGAAGACUCUGAGUGUCUUGUCACUUAUCACAUCUACGGUUCACGCGUCGCUGCAGUGGGUUCAGGCGGAGCCCGUAGUGCACUCUGCGGAGGACAAGCGGCCGCCGAGCCAACUCCCAGACAGCUUCGCUCCACCGAAGCCUGAGUCCUUGGGUCUGACAAAACCGAAGAAGAACUCAAAGGCCACGCUUCUCAUCUGUCCUCUGAGUACGGUCACGAACUGGGAAGAACAGAUCAAACAGCAUGUGCGGCCGAACUCGUUGUCAUAUCAUAUCUAUCACGGACCCCACCGGAUCAAGGAUUCUGAGAGACUGGCCGAAUACGACCUGGUCAUUACGACCUACGGGUCUGUCUCAAGUGAGCUCAAUGCGCGCUUCGCUAACAAGCGGGGCCCUCACCCACUCGAGGACAUCGGGUGGUUCAGAAUUGUGCUUGAUGAGGCCCAUAUGAUAAGAGAGCAGUCGACGCUACAGUUCAAGGCUAUAUGUAGGCUUCAGGCGAACCGUCGAUGGGCUGUGACUGGCACACCGGUACAGAACAAGCUCGAAGAUCUUGCCGCUCUGCUCGCCUUCCUGCGCAUCAAGCCGUUUGACGAUCGGACCAAGUUCAAUCAGUAUAUCGUUGCUCCCUUCAAGCUCUGCGACCCUGACAUUGUCCCGAAGCUUCGCAUUCUCGUUGACACGAUCACUUUGCGACGUCAAAAGGACAAGAUUAACUUGCCAAAGCGCUACGAUACGAUUGUCAAAUUGCAGUUCUCCAGCGACGAGCGACGCAUGUAUGAUGCGUUCGAGAAAGACGCCCAGGUUCGUGUGAACGUCCUGGCUGGUCAGCGCGAGCGUAUGGUUGGCGGGAAGACAUACAUCCACAUUCUGCAGGCAAUCCUGCGCCUCCGUCUGUUCUGUUCUGGCGGGAAGCACCUUCUGAACGAGGACGAUUUGAGACUCCUCGAGGGCCUGACACAAGAAUCCCCCAUUGACCUCGACAGCGACGAUGAUGAUGAUAAGCAGGCGCUCACUGAAAAUCAAGCGUACGACAUGUUCAACCUCAUGAGAGACACAAACGGCGACAACUGCAUAGGAUGCAAUCAAAAGUUAGGCGCCAAGGAGGGCGCAGAUAUUGAAUCAGAGCGCCAGGAGGAGGUCAUCGGACACAUGACGCCUUGUUUUCACCUGAUCUGUACUUCUUGCAUCAAGGAAAUCGAGGGCGCCUGUGCCUGUGGGCAUGCCCUUAACAGUCUUGUCGCUCUGCGUUUGACCAGGACCAACCAGGAGCACGAUGCCCGCGCUGAAGCUAAGGGCCGCGAUGCAAGUGGUGGCAAGGGGAUCAAGGAUUACUCCGGCCCCAACACCAAGGUCAGGUAUCUUAUCGAGGAACUCAAGAAAUGGCGGGUUAAGGGCGAGGCCACCCCAGAUGAGCCACCCUACAAGUCCGUGGUCUUUUCCCAGUGGACGACGAACCUAGAUUUGAUCCAAUUGGCCCUCGAGGCGGAGGGAAUUGUUUUCGUCCGCCUGGAUGGAAAGAUGUCCCGUACGGCCCGGACCCGAGCCAUGGACAACUUCCGCGAGGACCCCAACGUCCAGGUGAUUCUCGUCUCCAUCACCGCGGGUGGACUGGGCCUUAACCUCACCUCCGGGAACUCGGUCUAUAUCAUGGAACCGCUGUUCAACCCGGCAGCAGAGGCGCAGGCCAUCGACCGUGUUCACCGUCUGGGCCAGAAGCGCGAGGUCCACUGCGUGCGACUGAUCAUGGAGGCGUCCUUCGAGGAGAAGAUGCGCGUGCUGCAGGAAAAGAAGAUGAAGCUUGCUUCCCUCAGCAUGGACCGCGAAAAGGGCGUUGGCGGCGGUCAGCUUACCAAGUCGGAGGCGGCUAAGCAGAGACUGAUGGAUCUGCGCAGCCUUUUCAAGUGAGGCAAACGGGUCUUUUACGGACAUGCCCUUCCAGCUGGCUUCUCUGGGCGGCCACCAUUUCCAGUGGCGCGUCGCCCCUGUUCACUAUUCGCUUGAUGAUUUUGCUGUUUUUAAUCCGCAGAACUGUCGUCCUUGCCGCCCAUAAUAUCGAUCACAAUCAGGGCUCUCCGGAAACUCGUCGAAACGGCGUUUCCGGUCUAAUGGCAGUGGCUGAUGACAGACCGGUUGAGGUUCUGCGCUCAUCAAAUUUGCAUCCCUGAUUUUUUUCUUCUUCUCUAGAGUCCACUUUCUGGGAGGCCGGCGGCGGGAUUAUGCCGUCCGGCCGUCACGCAUCAUACCCUCGGUGGGUUCAGGUGGUGUUCCGGGACGGGGGCGGGGGCGUCUUGAUCACACACGGUCGGGUAGAGGAGAAAGGUCUGCGUUUUCUUCCCGGAUAAGGUCGGCCGGCCAUCACGGUUUACUGCCGGGGCCGCUUGUGUUUGCAGUUUCUUUUCAUGCAUCAUAGAGGUCUCUUCACACGGUGCAUUUUAAUAUGGCAGCUGGGAGAGAAAGGGCCGGCUGGUAGUCUCCAGGUACGGACAGGCAGCUAGCUAGCUGGGUGAUAUGGGUCGCCCUCGGGGCCGGCCACCACCCACCCCGUGCCGCACCAGGCAGGCACGUAUUUACAUUUUGAGGGGACAUGGUCAGGGAUGAGACAUAGAUA